Messenger RNA from Rhagoletis zephyria (snowberry fruit fly), 2295 nucleotides. RefSeq lists its product as uncharacterized. Lineage: Eukaryota; Metazoa; Arthropoda; Insecta; Diptera; Tephritidae. The record is from RefSeq and is a predicted model, not a curated record. Gene Ontology annotation, molecular function: protein binding.
AAUCCCCAAUACCGACGCCAACGAACCACCGCCACCUCCACCUCUACCAUCCAACUGCGUGCAGAUUCAAUGCAAGAUUGUUUGUAUUCGUGAAAGAAUUGAUCAAAUUGAGCGUAGCAUAGAAAAUGCAAUUUCCGCUGCCAAUACCACUUGUGCAAUCAUCGAAGAGCUGCGUCUUCAUAGUAGUAGGUUCCCGAAUCGAAAAAUAUCCUAUGGCUUUCUGGGUAAAUAUUCCCAAUUGGUGCGUUCGCUCUAUAUCGGCUCAUCCGCUGUGACCGAUAUCGAUGCGGGCGCUUUUGCUAAUGGAAUAUUCGAGGAGAUUUAUUUAGAGAAUCUAGAAGUGACAGAGCUACGAAAGGAUAUCUUCCAAAAUGUCACCAACACUUUUAAAUCACUUGUCAUAAUUCAACGCACAAAGCCAGUAAAAACUGUUUACGCUGACUUUUUAGGCCAUGUCAAAUAUCUAAUAACAAAAUUAACAUUACAACUUGGCUUGACCGCAAUCACCAAUACCACAGCCUCCGGCAGUCUAUUGAACAAUUUGAAGCAUAUCGACUUAAGUUACAACAAUUUUACAAACACAUUCACAGAUGAAACCUUCGAUAAAUUGUGGAUUGUAGAAAGUUUGGAUUUGUCGCAUUCGAACAUUGAAUAUUUGCCCAACUAUAUAUUUUCGCAGUUCUCUAAUUCACUGACAUACCUCAAUUUGUCCAACAAUCAGUUGCACACAAUGAAUCAUUUGAUUUUCGGUCGACGCCAAAUUUAUAGUGACUUAGUGAUCGAUGCUCACAGCAAUCCUUGGAAGUGCUCUUGCGAACUACUUAACGAAAUGAGCAUAAUUUUAAAAUAUCAAAGUGACCAUCCGAUUUGCCAAACACCCGCUGAGUAUGCGACUUUGUCGGUUUUAGAUUUGGCUAUAUGUCCCGGUGAGCCCGAGUCGAAUACGACGACUCUCCAAACAACUUCAACCAAAAUAUCAGGCGCCUACACAAUACCAACGACAAGCUCAAAGCCAGCGACUUCUACUAUAGUUGAUCCUCUAACUUCUCACGAGCAUGAGGUGAAUAGUACUACAACUUUAGCGGAUACAACAACACUUACACCCUCAACUACAACAACAACUACUAGUGAUAAAAUCAUACUCUUGCAAUGUUUCUGUCCUGGUGGUAAAUCAACAGCAGAAUGGCAGAAAGUUUUGUGGCCCGAAACACAAAUACAUCUAACGGAGUUAUCUGAGUUGCGAGUGGCAGUGUCUUUGGAAAUUCCUAAUGCGGUUAAAUCUUACGGCUUAAUUUGGUUUAGUAAAGUUGUAGAUGAUUACUACAAAAUGACUGUUAACUAUAAUCAAUAUGGGCUCGGUUGUUUCGGACCCAUAACGCAGCAAACUAUUAUUGGGGAUCUCUUGCCAGACACCACCUAUACGUUUUGUUUGUUUUCGACCGACCGAGUAAAAAUACCACCAUUCUACUGCGAAUCGCUACACGUGAGCUCCAAUGUUGAGGUCAUUUAUAAUGCUUGGCUGACACAUGCCAUGCAGCCCACAGGCAUCGCGCUGACUGUACUAGGCGCAGUACUUUGCUGCUUCCUCGGCAUGGCUGCCGUCUUCAUGCUAACAAAACAUAAGCCAACAUUGUUGUUGGGAAGCAAGCGCGUGAAAGCAACCGCCACCAGUUCCCAGGAUAUAGUGAUAUUUCCAAAGCAGCGUUCACUGGAAGAUUUGAAGAUAAAAGAAGAAACUUUGGCGAAGCGGAAUUCACGAAACUUGGAAGAUACCAACACCAACGGCCAAACCAUCCGCCGCAGCUCCGUCACUAGUGUGGAAAGUAAUCAAAGUUAUAUGAAUAUUAAUUUGUAUGAAGUUAUACCAGCUUAUUUGCGCUUGCAAGAAAUUGACAAUGGCAAUGAAAAAAGAUCGCUAAAUUUCGAGUCCAUUGAUAGCUACAUGCCACCACUGGCACCCAAAUAUGAAUAUCGUGACACUAGCCUGGUCAGUUAUGCCGAAGUAUCGCCACGUAGCAAGCGCGCUUCUAAUGAUCCCUUACCCGCAUUGCCAGCCAAGCUGAUAACGCCUACAUACGCUGUGACAGAGAAGAAAAAUUCUCCACCACAAGACUUAGAAAUACUUGCUAACAAGGUGAAUAAUACUAAAUGCGAGAAUAAGGAGCAAUUGGCUGGUUAAGGGUAUCUGGAGAAUGCUCUUAAGUAGAGCUUAAUUGAAGAAAAAAGCCUAGAAUUAUGCACCAAUAAAAUAUAAAUUUUGUAAAUGUAUAAAUAGUAUGAACUUGUAACAAUAAA